AGAAAUAUAGCUUCUCUGUUUGUCCAUCUCAUCCGCAAUUUUAGAGCACAACUACGAAAUCUUCACUUUCAUUGGAUAUAACAAGGCAAAAGCAUUUGUAGCUAAAAAAGAAUUAGGCUUUGCUUCCUGUUGUUGAUAUCCUUAUUAUUACAUUGGCGGCGCCGUUUGAUGGGAAGUGCGAUGAAAGGGAUUUACAAAUUCUUUACCCAAAUUUUUGUUGUGAAGGAGCGGGAGGUGGAAAUGGAAAUGGAAAUUGGGCAACCAACAGAUGUUAAGCAUGUGGCUCACAUUGGAUGGGAUGGUCCUUCUGAGAGUGGACCCAGUUGGAUGAAUGAGUUUAAAUCGGCACCUGAUUUUUCAACGUCGAUUGGUCCCCGAAGAGACCCCAAUACUACGUCCAUCCGAGAGCCUCAAGAAGAAACCCAACAAACAACAGGGGUUGCCAAUGUUGCUAAGAAGCCAAGGCGGAAAAAGGUUAAGUCAACUUCUUCUCCCAAGUCAUCGCCUUCUUCUUCUACAUCCAAGCACUCAAAACCUGCAAAGUCAAAGACUAAAAUGCAGCAGCAAGUUCAAGCCACUGAUUGAGAAUAGAAGCAAUGUGAAUACUGAAUAUAUAGAAGCUAUCAACUGGUAUACACUAUAGAAAGAAAGGAAACUCUUUUCAUCUUGUUUAGUAGCGAAUCCUCCUAACUUGCUUAGACUGACCAAUACAAAUUUGGAACUCAUUCAAAAAAUAUAUUGUAAACAAAGAUGUGAUUAUCUUAGGGUGAUCGAGUUAUUUUGUGCGUGCCAAUGUCUGUGUUUUAGGGUUAACUUUAUA
Arachis duranensis is the source of this 820-nucleotide messenger RNA. RefSeq names its product CRIB domain-containing protein RIC7-like. The transcript has 5 exons. Lineage: Eukaryota; Viridiplantae; Streptophyta; Magnoliopsida; Fabales; Fabaceae. The coding region runs from base 169 to 585 and encodes 138 amino acids. The record is from RefSeq and is a predicted model, not a curated record.